AUGCUUCGCCGCGCAGCUCCAGCCGGUGGCAUUAUCGCACGUUGGGGUCUCUCGAACUGCAACGUAUCAAUACGCCACGGCCGUCACGGCCUAACGAGACACGAUUUCAGCAACGUCUUUUCCCGAUCGCUUACUGAAGAGGAAAUGAAAGCACUCCAACAGCAGCAGGAAUACCGGCCCGUCUCUGCUGUCGUCCCCGGGAAGUUGUUCAUGCGGCACUGGAUAGCUGGAGAACAGGCGACGGAAUCGGUUGUGGAUCGUGUGAUAUCGGGGUUUGUUUUUGUCUGCUUCAUGUUAUGGGGAUGUGGGUUCGCUACGCUUGGAUUCAAUGGAAACAGCUGCGCUCACACGGCAGUGUUGGUGUUUAUUGCUUAUUGGCUCUAUCUACAAACUCAUUGCAGGUUGCUAAUAUCGGCACUAGCCACGCUUGCUGUCCUGCAUUUGAUAGUGAAUUAG
Messenger RNA from Trypanosoma brucei brucei TREU927, 456 nucleotides. RefSeq lists its product as hypothetical. NCBI's taxonomy places the organism in Eukaryota, Euglenozoa, Kinetoplastea, Trypanosomatida, Trypanosomatidae. The coding region runs from base 1 to 456 and encodes 151 amino acids. The record is from RefSeq and is a predicted model, not a curated record. The transcript has a single exon.